AUGUCGCAGCCGACCAGCAAGAAGUUUGGCAAGUCGACCCGGGAGGUCCCUCACCACUCCCAGAAGGCCCAGAAGUGGUACCCUGCCGACGAUGAGUCCAAGCCCAAGACUGUCCGCAAGUCUAUCCGCGCUUGGGCUCCUCGCAAGUCCCUCCAGCCCGGUACCGUCCUGAUCCUGCUCGCUGGCCGCUUCCGUGGCAAGCGUGUCGUCCUCCUCAAGACUCUCGAGCAGGGUGUCCUCCUCGUCACCGGCCCCUUCAAGAUCAACGGUGUCCCCAUCCGCAGAGUCAACUCCCGCUACGUCAUUGCCACAUCCUACAAGAUCGACCUGGCUGGCCUCGACUCGGCAAAGAUUGACGAGAUCGCAUCGGACAAGUACUUUGCCCACGAGAAGUCCAAGGACAAGGCUGGUGAGGAGGCCUUCUUCAAGCAGGGAGAGAAGCCACAGAAGAAGGAGAUCAGCAGCAGCCGAGCUGCUGACCAGAAGACUGUCGACAAGGCCCUGCUCGCCAACAUCAAGAAGGUCGACUUCCUUGCCAGCUACCUGGCCAGCUCCUUCAGCCUGCGCAAGGGUGACAAGCCCCACGAGAUGAAGUGGUAG
Neoarthrinium moseri is the source of this 600-nucleotide messenger RNA. RefSeq lists its product as uncharacterized. Lineage: Eukaryota; Fungi; Ascomycota; Sordariomycetes; Amphisphaeriales; Apiosporaceae. Gene Ontology annotation, biological process: ribosomal large subunit assembly; cytoplasmic translation. Gene Ontology annotation, cellular component: cytosolic large ribosomal subunit; ribosome. The coding region runs from base 1 to 600 and encodes 199 amino acids. The record is from RefSeq and is a predicted model, not a curated record. The transcript has 3 exons. Gene Ontology annotation, molecular function: RNA binding; structural constituent of ribosome.